UAAAGAAGCCGACAAAAUCAGGAGUUCUAUUUUUUUUUUUUUCUUUUCCUCUCUACUCUCAAGUAUCCCUUUCAGCCAUUUGUGCUCAAACAAGAUUAGAUUGUCAUGAAAUGGGUGGUCUUUGGUAAUUAUGUUCAAAUUCUCUGUCCACUUCUCCUAUAUAUAUACCUUUUCUUCCUUUUUAAUUUUCCUCAAUGUAUAUACCUAUUUAAACUCUCAAAACUCAAACCUUCAUGGCAUAAAUAUUCCAAUAGCCUACUCUCCCCUGAUCAUCAUCAUCAUCACCAUCCUUUUUUAUUUCCCCCUUAAUUAUGAUAUUUAGUGAGUUUAGACAUCAAGAGUUUGGAAGAGAAAGAAAAGAAAUAACAAAUAUCAUCAUGGAAAGCAAUAGAUCAGCAGCUCAAAUGAUACAUCCAACACUGUUGAUAUUCAUGUCGUUGAUGUUGUUCAGCACGAGUUCUACUAUCUCAGCUCUGCAUGAUGGUAAAGACGAAAUCCAUCUUUUACUGUCGUUUAAGGCUUCCAUCAAUGAUCCCUUUAACCACCUUUCCGACUGGUCAUCCUCAUCAGCAGCACCAAACAACGUCUGCAAAUGGCAAGGUAUCACAUGCAAAAACUCGUCCCGAGUCAGCUCAGUCGAACUCACUGGCAAGAACUUCACAGGCAAACUCUCGGCAAAUCUAUUUCGGUUACCCGUUAUCGAAAAAGUAGACCUAUCGGGGAACCAGCUCACUGGGGAGCUCCCAAAGGAACUUUUUGGUGGCUCUAAUAUGCUACGGUACCUCAACCUGAGCAACAACAAUUUCACUGGAGACAUCCCGAGUGGUGCGAUUUUAACACUUGAGGCACUUGACCUCUCCAACAACAUGCUCAAGGGGUCUAUUUCUGAUGAUAUUGGCUCAUUCUACGGCCUAAAAUAUCUCGAUCUCGGGGGUAACGUCUUAGUGGGACCAAUCCCGAAGUCAAUUUUUAAUAUUUCUGGGCUAGAGUACCUCACCCUGGCUUCCAACCAAUUGAGUGGUGAGAUACCACAAAAACUGCCGAAGACCUUGAAGUUGAUUUACUUGGGUUACAACAAUCUCAGUGGUCAAAUUCCUUCACAGAUUGGGGAACUCAAAAAUCUGUAUCAUCUUGAUCUUGUCUACAAUAGUCUGACUGGAAUAAUCCCGUACUCAAUUGGGAACCUCACCCAGUUACGGUACCUCUUUCUGUACCAGAACAAGCUCAACGGUCCGAUUCCUCGUUCUGUUUUUGAGCUCCGAAGUUUGGUUUCGCUCGAUCUAAGUGAUAACUUUCUCUCCGGUGAGAUUUCCGAGGCAGUGAGUCAAUUACGGGAGUUGGAGAUUCUUCAUCUUUUCUCUAACAAACUUUCUGGUACAAUUCCUUCCGGUUUGGCUUCGCUUCCUCGGCUUCAAGUUCUUCAGUUGUGGUCCAACGAAUUAUCGGGCGAGAUCCCACGAGAUCUCGGGAAACGAAACAAUCUCACGGUUUUGGACCUCUCCACUAAUCGUCUUUCGGGGAGAAUACCAGACGGCUUGUGCGAUUCCGGUAGGCUUUUCAAGCUCAUUCUCUUUUCUAAUUCUCUCCAGGGAAUUAUUCCAAAGCGUUUGGCUCAGUGCCAGAGCAUGCGAAGAGUUCGUCUCCAGAAUAAUCUUCUCUCCGGCGAGUUGUCGCCUGAGUUAACAAAAUUUCCCUUGGUUUACUUCUUUGAUAUCUCCGGCAACAGUAUGUCCGGCAGAAUUGAUUUCGAGGGAUGGAAUAUGCCUUCACUUCAAAUGCUGAAUCUGGCCAGAAACAAAUUCUACGGACAGUUGCCCAAAUCGUUUGGUAGCGAAAGGCUCGAGAACUUAGUCCUAUCAGAGAAUCAUUUAGCGGGAGAAAUUCCUACAAGUAUCAAAAACUUUUCAAGGUUAAUGCAAUUGGAUUUUAGCUAUAACAAACUCUCCGGAAAGAUUCCCGGAGAAUUGGCUCUCUGCGACAGAAUGGUGAGUUUAGACCUUAGUCACAAUAAGCUAAUCGGAGAAAUUCCAGCUAGUAUCACUGAAAUGCCGGUUCUCGGUUUUCUCGAUUUAUCGGACAACCAAUUGUCGGGCGAAAUCCCACGAAAUCUGGGCCGAGUUGAGUCGCUCGUCCAAGUCAACGUUUCUCACAAUCAUUUCCACGGAAGUUUACCGCCUACCGGAGCAUUUCUAGCCAUAAACGCCAGCUCGGUCGCCGGGAACGAACUCUGCAGCGGUGAUAUUGUCAGCAGUGGUUUACCAUCGUGUGAGAAAAGCUUAAGGAAACAUUUUUCGUGGAGGCUCAUUCUCACUUGUUUUUUUAUCGCUUUGACUUCUUUCGCCAUACUUAUUUCUAUAGUCUUUGUUUUAGUCAUGAUUAAUCGUAAGCGAAAGUACCUGGACUUGAAAAGAAUGGAAAACGACGAUGGAUCGGUUUGGGAAGUGCAGUUCUUCGAUUCCAGCAUUGCUAACUCUGUCACACUAAACGACGUCGUUUCGUCCGUCCAAAGAGGAAAUAACGUGCUUAAUAAUUCGUUGGGCAGCAGAAAAGGGAUAGCUUACAAAGGGAAGUCAAGUAUUAACGGAACUGAGUUCGUGGUGAAGGAGAUAAAUAACGACGUUAACUUUUCGGUUAUUGGUGCUAAUUUUUGGAUGGAUGUGAAAGGGUUCGGUAAGAUUAGGCAUCCGAACGUGAUUAAGUUAGUGGGAGUAUGUCGUUCUUCUCAGAAGGGCAGCGGAUAUGUCGUUUACGAGUAUUGUGAAGGGAAAUUGUUGAGUGAAAUUUUGAGGAGUUUGAGCUGGGAACGACGACGUUCGAUCGCAAUCGGGGUGGCAAAAGCUCUUCGUUUUUUGCAUUCUUAUUGUUCCCCAAAUGUCGUUUUGGGUCAUGUUUCCCCUGAUGAAAUUGUGGUCGACGAUAGCGAUGAGCCUCGCCUGAGUUUUACCCUUCCUGGACUACUGCAAUAUUCUUCCAACUCCAAGGGUUUCCCUUCAUCAUCCUACCUUGCCCCAGAAACAAGCAAAGGAGUAGUAACAGAGAAGAGCGAUGUGUACGGAUUCGGCCUAAUCUUGAUUGAGCUCCUUACCGGGAAAAGCCCAGCCGAUAACGAGUUCGGCGUGCACGAGACUUUUGUUGAGUGGGCCCGCUACUGCUACUCCGACUGCCAUCUCGACACGUGGAUAGAUCCUGUAUUCGGAGGACACGUGUCAACUCAUCAAAACCAGAUCGUGGAGACCAUGAACCUAGCCCUGCACUGCACCGCAUCUGACCCUACUGCUAGGCCAUGCGCGAAUGACCUAUACAAAACUCUCGACACUGUUAUGCGUACAGGUUCUUGUGUUUCGGGCCUUAAAGUUUCUUCAUUUCUUUAAUAGAUUUUCUUUUUCUUUUUUUUUUUUUCAAUUCUCAGGUUUUCUUUUCUUUAAGAUUAAUUAUUAUUAUUAUUUUAACUUUGUAUUUUUGGUUUAUAUAACAUAUGUCUUACGUUAAUUAGCACCUUAUGUUAAUUUUAUGACAUAAGGUAUUAAGGUGAUUGUUUACUCAAAUGUUAUGUUUUCUUUGACGGUAUUGUACUAUUUGACAUAGCUCGUGUUUAAAAUGUAAACACUAAACGCUUCUUUUCUUCCCUAUAUAUAUAUAUACAUAAUUUUCAUGUUUA
Cannabis sativa is the source of this 3658-nucleotide messenger RNA. Its product is annotated as leucine-rich repeat receptor-like serine/threonine-protein kinase SKM1. The coding region runs from base 312 to 3371 and encodes 1019 amino acids. Lineage: Eukaryota; Viridiplantae; Streptophyta; Magnoliopsida; Rosales; Cannabaceae. Gene Ontology annotation, cellular component: plasma membrane. Gene Ontology annotation, molecular function: protein kinase activity; ATP binding; protein binding. The record is from RefSeq and is a predicted model, not a curated record. Gene Ontology annotation, biological process: protein phosphorylation. The transcript is spliced from 3 exons.